This is a messenger RNA of Sipha flava (yellow sugarcane aphid), 2322 nucleotides long. It is a transcript of the gene tim, whose product is annotated as protein timeless. Gene Ontology annotation, cellular component: replication fork protection complex. NCBI's taxonomy places the organism in Eukaryota, Metazoa, Arthropoda, Insecta, Hemiptera, Aphididae. The transcript has 16 exons. The record is from RefSeq and is a predicted model, not a curated record. Bases 165 to 2216 code for a protein of 683 amino acids. Gene Ontology annotation, biological process: DNA replication checkpoint signaling; DNA repair; replication fork arrest. Gene Ontology annotation, molecular function: DNA binding.
UUUCCCUCAUAACUUCUCAGUCAGUUUACUGCGUACUUGCAUUACCGCUGUUCGAGCAUUCGUGUUUCUUUGGAAAUAUCAAGCAUUUUUAUUUCAAUUUAAUUGGAACGUCGUUGGAAGACAUUUAUUGUUGAGUGAACAAUUUGAUACUUAAAGUCGCAAAUAUGGAGGUCGGUGACAUAUUUAAAAACAAUAAUACGCAAAACAUGUUUUCCCAAUUAGGUAAUUUUGUUGGCAAUGAAUUUAUUCCAUCAGAUGAUUGUUAUAUUAUAUUGAUACAUAUAUACGAACAAUUGAAUAAAAAAGAUCAAAACUCCAGACAUUUGCGACAGAUUAUUGGACUGUCUCAAAUAUUAAAAAGAGAUCUUUUACCUAUGCUGCUUGCAGUUAAUAAUAACAAAAUAUUGGGAAUUUUAAUAAAAAUACUUACUAGUAUAAUGUUACCAAUUGAAUAUUUGAUACCGGCUAAUUCUAUGACUAAUGAUGAACAUGGAUUUGCAACAAUGCUUAACCUAAAUUGGGCAUUGGCAACAAGCAAAGUAGCAUGUGCUAACAUAAAUACCAUUAAACGUAUAAUACAAAUUAUAAAAGAAAGUAGUAUGAAAUUGUCUAACGCAACAGGAGGUCCUAGACAUUUUAAUGUAAUUAUAUGUGAUUGUUUACGUUUUAUCAAACAUAUUCUUCACAUACCUAACGAUCAGAGUCAAAAUCGAAUAUUAUGGAUUCUAUUUUCCGAACAUUUUGAUGAGGUAAUUAUUGAUUUGAUUAAUACUUCUGGCCGAGAGCAAUGGGCAAUUCUAACUAUCGAAUUAAUUGCUUUGAUUUUUAAAAAUCAACACGUUGAUCACAUGUCAAAGUUAUUAAGUAAAACUAUAAUUAGCGAUAGUUCUGAAGGUAACGAAAGCAAUACAUCAUCACAUCCAAAAAACGGAACGAGUUGUUUACAAGAGAGCUCAGAUGGGUCGAAUUCAGAAGACAAUGACAUUGAUCGGCAUUUUAAAACAAGGUUUAAUGAUAAAAAGUUUAAAGCACAUUUAAUGGAUAAGCAAGGCAAAAAAUCUAACUUUCCGGAGCAACAUUCAAUUUCACGUUCAGUAAAUAAAGAGAAAAAUACUAAAUAUUUGUUAAAAGAGUCUUUACUACUUAACGAGAAUUGUGGACUAAAAAAGAAUAACAUAAAAGAUAUUAAGUCAAAAAAUGCACCUGUAAGACAUCAAUAUGAUGAUAAAAUUCAUAAAACAAUUACGAUUAACCCUAUUUCUAAAAGAAAAAUCAAAUUAAGAAUGAAAAAAUUUACAAAAAAAAAAUCGAAAACAAAGUUUAAUUUACCGAUUUCACCAAACAAAGUCCCAAUUGAGGUUUGCAUAACACAUUUUCUUCAGAAUUUUACUCUUCGUUUUAUGCGAAAUGGAUUUAAUACUUUAGUUGCUGAAGUUUAUAAUUUGCUGACAACUAAUUCGCAACUAAACAUAGAUACUUCGCCUUAUUUUUGGAUUUUAACAUAUUUUUGUAGAUUUUGCAAGUUGGGUGGAAUCGAAUUGAAAUCAAUCAGACGAAUUAUAUCUUUCAAAUUGAUUUCAUUUAGUGUUCACGAAGGUCUUAAAAUAUCAGAACAAUUAAUGAUAGCAAAACGGCAAAGAUCUCCUGAUAUUCAAUUACGAGUUAGACAUUUGCAUUUAGUGAUUAUGUCUAUUAAGGAAAUAGUUCAAGUUAUUAAAUUUUAUCUACUAUCUUCGGUCUCAUCUCCAAUUUAUUCAGAACUAAUAAAAGAUCUUAAAGGCAGCAACUCAUCCGAAUCAAUUAUUUGGGCAAAAGACCUCAUGUCAAUAUUCUUAUUGUGUAUUCGACAUUAUGAUAGCAACAUCCAACCUAUUGAAUACUUACAUGAUUUAAUUAUAACAAAUCAUAUUGUAUUAUCAUUAUUUGAUAAUCUUAAAGAUUUUUGGAAUUUAAAUUAUAGUAUUACCUCGCACAUCAAAAAAUUCGCGGCUCCCGAUAUAAUGUAUAAAUAUGGAAUAGUUUUACAAAACUACAAAGGAAAUAGCGAAUUGGUAAACGAUGCCGUUCUUACUAUGAUCCACCAUAUAAUCGAAGAGAUGGGAAAUUCCUCAGUUUUCUUUCCACCAAUUAUUUUCAAAACGUUUUUAAACCUUUAUGUCAAGAAAGAAUAUUUGAGUAAAAAGUGGUCUGAUUUAAUAGAAGACGUUAUACUAUAAUGGUUAAAGUAAAGCAGUUUCAACGUCUAUCAAAAACCAAAAUGAAAUAUUUAAAACUAUUUACAGAAACCCCAAUUACGUCUAAAUUUAGUUUAUAGUAUUACAA